AUGGAUCAGAUGACUAGGUGGGAUGAAAUUUUGACUCUUCCAGUUCAGAACCCACCAUCCUUGGAGUUCUCAGCAGCAGAUAUCUCGUGGUCAAUGGUGGAGGGCUGGAAGGAUUCUAUGGAUAGGCUUGCGCUGAUUCCAUAUUCUAGGGUGAAUGACUUUGUCAGAGGAGAGUCGAACAACAAAGAUUGCCCAACAAGAUUUCACGUUGAAGCACGGAGAAGGCGUCCUCCGACAAUGAACUGCAAGCCGAAAGUUGAUGGGAUACUUGAGUAUAUUCUGUAUUGGUGUUCUUUUGGUCCAGAUGAUUAUAGGAAGGGUGGUAAUGUACGGCCUAGCAGGCCCAUCUCAGAAAAGAGAAAAACACCUGCUGGCCGCCCUAAUACAAAGAGGGGCUGUGUGUGCCAUUUUAUUGUGAAGCGCUUGAUUGUUGAACCAUCUGUGGCUCUUGUGAUAUAUAACCAUAAUAAGCAUGUAGAUAAGAAAGGCAUGCCAUGCCAUGGUUCUAUGGACAAGAUGGCUGUAGGGACAAAGGCAAUGUUUGCACCAUACAUAUCUGAUGAGUUGCGUCUUCAAGUUAUGUCUUUGCUCUAUGUUGGUAUUCCAGUGGAGACCAUAAUGCAGAGGCAUACUGAAAUAGUUGAAAAGCAAGGAGGUCCAUCAAAUAGAGAUGAUCUUCUUACUCAUAGAUAUGUUAGGAGACUGGAAAGGAAAAUACGUCGUUCUGUUUAUGAGCUUGAUGAUGAUGACACUAUUAGUAUUGACUUAUGGGUUGAAAAUAACCAGGAUUACGUGUUCUUCUAUGAAGAUUUUUCAGAUACAGACACCUUUGUCUUGGGCAUCCAGACAGAUUGGCAGCUACAGCAAAUGAUUCAGUUUGGCAGCCAUAGUUUAAUGGCUUCUGAUUCAAAGUUUGGAACAAACAAGCUAAAGUAUCCUGUACACAGCAUCCUUGUUUUCGACCAGCACAAAAAUGCAAUUCCUGUUGCGUGGAUUAUAACCCCCAAUUUUGCACAUGGUGAAAUACAUAAAUGGAUGGGUGCUCUUUAUGAUCGAGCUCAUACCAAAGAUCCUACUUGGCAUUUGGGUGGCUUUAUUAUUGAUGAUCCCUUGGCAGACGUUCACACAAUAAGGGAAGUCUUCCAUUGCCCUGUGCUGAUCAGUUUAUGGCGUAUCCGGCAUGCUUGGCAUAAAAAUUUGGUUAACAAAUGUUCAGACAUUGAGAAGCGUUCAGCGAUGGCCAAACGUCUUGGAGAUGCAAUAUCUAGUAUAUGCAGAGGAAAUGGUGAUGUUGAAUUAUUUGAAGGUUUUCUGCAAGAUUUUAUUGAUUGCGCUGGGUUUCUAGACUACUUUGAAGCUAGAUGGCUUCCAAGACUUGGGGCAUGGAUUACUGUCUUAAAGGCCACCUCAUUGGCUACAGCACAGGUAGCUUCAGCAAUAGAGAGUUACCAUCACCUGCUAAAACUUCGGCUGCUAAAUGAGGCAGAUAAAAGCGUCUACUGGCGUGCUGAUUGGUUGGUUCAUAAGUUGGGUACAAAGGUCCAUUCUUACUACUGGCUGGAUGAAUUCUCAGGAAAGAACAGCUUUUCACGUUACUGGAGGAGUGAGUGGAGCAGUGGACCAAACCCAUGGUGCCAGGGAAUGCAGAUUUCAGAUUCCAAUGUUGUCAUUGAAGGCAAUUAUGCCAGUGUGGUCAGCCAGAAGAAUAAGGAGAAGUCCCAUGUCGUACUGAAUCCAGGCCAGCUUUCCAGGAUCCACAAUCAACGAGUAAGCCAAGAGAAUCUGAAAUUGAGGAAGCCAACUCUGAGAAUGGUGUGCGCAAGUCAAUCCCAGCCUGGUGCUGGUGACAAUGAGGAUCAGGACAUUCCAACUGGCAAGAAAAGAAAGUCAGGGAACGCUUCUGGUGACAGUGAAGAUGUUUCCAUAUAUCAGGACAGUCUGGCUAGCAAGAAACAUAAGUCAGGAGAAGCUUCUGGUGACGAUGAAGAGGCCUCCACAGAAGAGGACAGUCGGGCUCGUGAAAGUAGGAAGACAGGAGGAACUUCUGCUAACGAUAAAGAGGUUUCUGCAGGUCAGGACAGUAGAGAUCGCGAGAAGAGAAAGUUGGGAGAACCUUCUGGCAAUGAAGGAACUUCAGCAACUCAAGCCAUGCAACCUUCCGAGACUGAAACCAGCCAAGCAACCAAUGGACUAAACAAUGACAAGCUUAGAUUAGCUGAAGGGGCAAUUGGGACAUGA
Messenger RNA from Miscanthus lutarioriparius, 2238 nucleotides. The record is from the annotation of a GenBank genome assembly. Lineage: Eukaryota; Viridiplantae; Streptophyta; Magnoliopsida; Poales; Poaceae.